AUGGAGAGUGGGGGACGAUCUGCGAUGAUAAUUGGGAUUUAGUGGAGGCUAGGCUUGUGUGUCGUCAACUAGGGUAUCCGGAUGCCAUUGCAAAACUUGAUGGGGAGCAGGUUCCAUCUGGUUCGGGGCGUAUUUGGUUAGAUAACGUCGCUUGCACUGGGAAAGAGGAGAGUAUAGCAAUGUGUCAUCAUAAUGGUUUUGGGGUAAACGAUUGCUCACAUUCUGAGGACGCUGGAGUAGAAUGUAGAAGAACAGCUUUUAAGCUAAGGUUACAAGGCCCAUUGAUUGAGAGUGGUAUUGGUCGCGUGGAGGUAUUAUAUAAUGGACAAUGGGGGACAAUCUGUGAUGAUGACUGGGAUAUAAAUGACGCGAAAGUUGUAUGUCGCGAACUUGGUUAUCCAGGUGCUCUCAAUGCUCUUCAAGGCACCCGGGUUCAAUCUGGUUCUGGACAUAUAUUGUUAGAUAGCGUCUCGUGCACUGGAACAGAAGAAAGUCUUGCACAUUGUUCUCACCAAGGAUGGAAAAAUCAUGAUUGCAGCCAUUCCGAAGACGCUGGUGUGCAAUGCAUGACGACAGCUAUUGAAGUUACAGGGAAUCUAUCGCAAACACUCAGAUUGGAAGGGCCAUUGAGCGCAAAUGGAACAGGCCGUGUGGAAGUAUUAUACCAAGGACUAUGGGGGACAAUCUGUGAUGCUGGAUGGGGAAUCGAAGAUGCUAGGGUGGUAUGUCGUCAGCUUGGUUAUCCGGAUGCCGUAAGACAUAUUGUAGGAGGGCAAGACAUUCGUUCGAGGCGUUUAGGACCCAUUUGGCUAUCUAACGUCGCUUGUACUGGCCAAGAACAAAAUUUAACCAGUUGUCCUCAUGAUGGUUGGGGAAAUAAUGCUUGCCCUUAUUACAGGGACGCUGGAGUAGAAUGUAGUAGAACAGUUCUUGCAGAUAAACCUUUGUCAUUGAGGUUAAAAGGACCUUUGAGUGCAACUGGAACAGGACGGGUGGAAGUACUCUAUAAUGGACAGUGGGGAACAAUUUGUGAUCAUGGCUGGGAUUUAAGAGACGCGAAAGUUGCGUGUCGUCAACUUGGGUAUCCAUAUGCUUUUAACAUUCUUCGAGGUGGCGAGGUACCUUCUGGCUCUGGACGAAUUUGGCUAACUAAUGUCGCUUGCAAUGGAGACGAACAAAAUAUAACAAGUUGCUUUCAUUAUGGAUGGGGCUAUCACGAGUGUGACCAUAACAGAGACGCUGGAGUAAUGUGUACAAGAACAGAGCCGAAUCUGCCAAUUAGGUUGCAAGGGCCACUAAAUGCUACUGGUAUUGGUCGUGUUGAAGUGCUUCAUGACGGAGAGUGGGGCACAAUCUGUGAUGAUCGCUGGGGAUUUGAUGAUGCAAGGGUUGUUUGUCGUCAACUUGGUUUUUCAGAUGCCGUGAGUGAACUCCCAGCGGGCGGUGUUCCACCUGGUUCUGGGCGUAUUUGGUUGGAUGAGGUUGCCUGUACUGGAGAAGAAGGAAAUAUAGCAAUGUGUUUCCACAACGGUUAUGGAAAUGAAGAUUGCACGCAUUCUGAAGACGCCGGAGUAAUAUGCAGGAGUACAGGUACUUGGAAUCAAUCUGAAGCACUGAGGUUACAAGGACCACUAAGUGCAAACGGAACAGGUCGUGUUGAAGUGUUCUACAGAGGGCAAUGGGGCACAGUCUGUGACAAUGGGUGGGAUUUCGAAGAUGCUGUUGUUGCAUGUCGUCAACUUGGGUAUGCGGCUGCAAUCAGAUCCAUAUCUGGGAGAGAGGUUCUACCUGGUACUGGACCUGUUAUGUUAUCUCUCGUUGCUUGUAAGGGCCAAGAAGAGAAAAUAACAAGUUGUGCUCAUAAUGGUUGGGGCAAUAAUGCCUGUUCACACUCUGAAGACGCCGGGGUAGAAUGUAGUAAGACAGUUGUUACUGAGCCUGUUAAAGUGAGAUUACAAGGUCCUCUGGAUGUAUAUGGAAUAGGUCGUGUAGAGGUAUUCUACAAUGGACAAUGGGGGACAAUCUGCGAUGAUGCAUGGGAUAUGAAUGCCGCCAAGGUGGUAUGUCGCCAACUUGGAUAUUCAAGUGCUUUCAGAUAUCUCCAAGGCGGUCAGGUUUCAUCUGGUACUGGACCCAUACUUUUAGAUGAUGUCUCGUGUAAUGGGACAGAACAAAAUUUAGCAAGUUGUUCUCAUCGAGGAUGGGGAAAUCAUGAUUGCACUCAUUCCGAAGACGCUGGUGUGGAAUGUCUCAUAGAAGCUGAUGCUGAUAAUAUAUCGCAAACACUAAGGCUAAAAGGCCCAUUAAGUGCAAAUGGAACAGGUCGUGUUGAAGUAUUUCAUAAUCGACUAUGGGGAACAAUCUGUGAUGAUGCAUGGGAUAUCAAAGAUGCCAGAGUUGUAUGUCGUCAACUUGGUUAUCCAGACGCAGUGAGAUCUCUUGGUGCGGGUCAGGUGCCUCCAGGAUUUCAUGGAAAUAUUUGGUUAUCUCACGUCAAUUGUACUGGUAGAGAACAAAAUCUAACAAGAUGCUCCUAUACUGGUUGGGGAAAUACUGGUUGCUCACACUCUGAAGACGCUGGAGUAGAAUGUAGUACAACAGUUCUUGAAGGUAAACCUGUACCACUGAGGUUACAAGGACCGUUGAGUGAGAAUGGAACAGGUCGUGUUGAAGUACUUUACAAUGGACAGUGGGGAACAAUUUGUGACGCUGGAUGGGAUUUACGAGAUGCUAAGGUUGCGUGUCGUCAACUUGGCUAUUCGCAUGCUUUUAAUGCUCUUCAAGGGAGGGAUGUUCGCUCUGGUUCCGGACAAAUAUGGUUAGCUAAUGUCGAUUGUUCUGGAAACGAAAAGAAUAUAACCAGUUGUACUCAUUCUGGGUGGAAAAAGCACAGCUGCGAGCAUACCCAAGACGCUGGAGUUGAAUGCACGACAGAAGAACCGAAUCUACCAGUACGGUUACAAGGGCCAUUAAGUGCGAAUGGUACUGGUCGUGUAGAAGUGUUCCACGACGGACAGUGGGGGACAGUUUGUGAUGAUGACUGGGAUAUGGAUGAUGCUAAAGUUGUCUGUCGUCAACUUGGAUUUUCAUAUGCCCUCAGUAGAUAUGUAGCAGGUGAUGUUCCAUCUGGUACAGGGCCUACUUGGUUAGAUAAUGUCGCCUGUACUGGAGAAGAAAAAAACAUAGCAAUGUGUUACCACAACGGUUUGGGAAAUGAAGAUUGCACGCAUUCUGAAGACGCCGGAGUAGAAUGUAGUAAUACAGAUUAUUCUUCAAAGGAUGGAUCGCUAAGGUUACAAGGUGAUUUAAGUGCAAGUGGCAUUGGCCGUGUUGAAAUACUCUACGCAGGGCGGUGGGGAACGAUAUGUGAUGAUGAAUGGGAUAUCAAUGAUGCUAAUGUUGCAUGUCGUCAGCUCGGUUACCCAGGUGCGGUCAGAUCUAUCGAAGGGUUGGACGUUCCUGACGGUGUUGGACCCAUAUUGCUAGAUGACGUCUCGUGUAAAGGAACAGAACAAAAUCUAACAAGUUGUUCUCACAGAAGAUGGGGAAAACAUGAUUGCAGUCAUCCUGAAGACGCCGGCGUUGAAUGCACUACAACUGAUACUUGGAAUCAAUCGCAAGCAUUGCGGUUACAAGGUCCAUUGAGUGCAAAUGGAACAGGUCGCGUUGAAGUCUUCUACAGGGGUCAAUGGGGAACAAUCUGUGACGGUGGAUGGGAUUUCAAAGAUGCUAUUGUUGCAUGUCGUCAACUUGGGUAUGCGUUUGCAGUCAGAUCGAUUCCUGGGGGAGAGGUUCCUCCUGGCACUGGACCUGUUAUGUUAUCUAACGUCCGUUGCACUGGCCAAGAACAGAAUAUAAGAAGUUGUCCUCACAAUGGAUGGGCAAAUAAUGACUGCCCACAUUCAAACGACGCUGGAGUAGAAUGCGGUACAACAGGUGUUGCCGGCGAGCCGGGAUCAUUGAGAUUACAAGGACCAUUGAGUGCAACGGGUAUAGGUCGUGUUGAAGUACUCUACAAUGGACAAUGGGGGGCGGUUUGUAAUCGUGGGUGGCAAAUAGGCAAUUCUAAGGUUGUUUGUCGUCAACUUGGAUAUUCCGGUGUCAUCAGAACUCUUUCAAGGGACGAGGUUCCUUCCGGUGAUGGACCUAUAUGGUUAUCUAACCUCCACUGCACAGGAGAAGAACAAAAUAUAACAGGCUGUGAUCAUAGCGGAUGGGGAGAUUAUAAUUGCGAAGGAUACGAAAACUUUGGCGUGGAGUGUCAAACCACAGUUUAUGUAGGUCGGCCUGGGUCACUGAGGUUACAAGGACCAUCAAGUGCGAAUGGCACCGGCCGUGUUGAAGUACUCUACAAUGGACAAUGGGGGACAAUCUGUGAUGAUAAUUGGGAUAUGAGAGAUGCCAAGGUUGCAUGUCGUCAACUCGGUUUUCCAGAUGCUCACAGACCUCUUCGAGGUGGCCAGAUCCGACCAGGCUCUGGUCGUAUAUUUUUAGAUGAAGUUUCGUGUACCGGAACAGAACAAAACAUAUCAAGUUGUUCUCAUAGUGGAUGGGGAAUUAGUGAUUGCUCACAUAACGAAGACGCUGGAGUAGAAUGUAGCAGAACAGUUAUUGACGUUACUGGUAAUCUAUCGCAAAUACUGAGGUUACAAGGACCAUUGAGCGCAAAUGGAACAGGUCGUGUUGAAAUAUUCUACAAUGGCAAGUGGGGAACAAUCUGUCAAGAUGGUUGGGAUAUCAAAGAUGCCAGGGUUGCAUGUCGUCAACUUGGUUAUCCUGAUGCAGUAAGAUCUCUUGGUGGGGGUUAUGUUCCUUCAGGAACUGGGAAUAUUUGGUUGACUCAAGUCUCCUGUACUGGCAAUGAACAAAGUAUAACAAGCUGUUACCAUGAUGGAUAUGGAAAUAAUAUUUGCUCACAUAGUGAAGACGCUGGAGUAGAAUGUAAUACGGAAGUUAUUGCAGGAAGGCCAGUUUCCGUGAGACUUCGAGGCCCGUUGAGUGCAAAUGGAACAGGUCGCGUUGAAGUGCUCUACAAUGGACAAUGGGGAACAAUCUGCGAUGAUGGAUGGGAUAUAAAUGACGCCAGGGUUGCAUGUCGUCAGCUUGGUUAUCCUGAUGCAAUAAAGUCUCUUCGUGGGGGAGAGGUUCCAUUUGGGUCUGGACCUAUUUGGUUAUCUUACGUAAACUGUAUUGGCCAAGAACCGAAUAUAACAAGUUGUUCUAAUAAUGCUUGGGGAAAUAAUGCUUGCUCACAUUCUGAAGACGCUGGAGUGGAAUGUAGUACAACAGAAAUAGGUCCUGUUAAAAUCAGGUUACGAGGUCCUUUAAGUAGACUUGGAAAAGGUCGUGUUGAAGUGUUGUUCCAAGGACAAUGGGGGACAAUUUGUCGUGAUGAAUGGGAUUCGAGAGAUGCUGCGAUUGUAUGUCGUCAACUUGGUUAUCCGGAUGCUCUGAGAACACUCAUUCAGGUUCCUCCUGGUUCCGGACCUAUAUGGUUAGAUGGCCUCUACUGCAAGAGGAAAGAAACUGAUAUAACCAGAUGUUCCCAUGCCGGAUGGGGAGUUCAUGAUUGCAGUCAUUCCGAGGAUGUCGGAGUUGAAUGCAAAACAGCAGAAAAUAAACCUAGAACAUUAAGGUUGCGAGGACCAUCGAGUGCAAAUGGAAAAGGUCGUGUUGAGAUUCUCCACAAUGGACAAUGGGGGACCAUCUGCGGUGAUGGAUGGGGCAUGAAAAAUGCGAAAGUUGCAUGUCGUCAACUUGGUUAUCCAGAUGCGGUCAGAUCUCUUCUUUAUAAGCAAGUUCAAUCGGGCGAUGGACCUAUUUGGUUAUCCUAUGUAACUUGCAAUGGGACCGAACAAAAUGUUUCACUUUGUUCUCACAACGGCUGGGGAAUCCAUUUUUGCACACAUCGUGAAGACGUUGGGGUAGAAUGUAGUACAAGAGUUCUAGAAAAUAAGCCUGUAACACUGAGGCUACAAGGACCAUCGAGUGCCAUUGGGAAAGGUCGUGUAGAAGUGCUUUACAAUGGACAAUGGGGAACAUUCUGUGAUGCUGAUUGGGACAUAAACGAGGCUCGAGUUGUAUGCCGUCAACUUGGUUAUCUUAACGUUGCAAGAGCUCUUGCAGGCUCCCAAACACCUUCAGGCACUGGUCAUAUUUGGCAAUUUGGUGUUAAAUGCACAGGACGAGAAGAAAGCAUGGCUAAUUGUUCUUACUCCGAUUGGGGAAAAGGGGAUGUUUACUGUACACAUUACGACGACGCUGGAGUACAAUGUAUUUCAGCUGCUUCAGGUCGGCCUGGGUCACUCCGACUACAAGGACCAUCGAGUGCGAAUGGAACCGGUCGUGUUGAAGUACUUUAUAAUAGGCAAUGGGGGAAAAUUUGUGAUGAAGGAUGGGAUAUUAAUGAUGCCAGGGUUGCAUGUCGUCAACUUGGUUAUCAAGAUGCUGUUACUGCUCUUCAAGGAUCACAGGUUCCUCGUGGUUAUGGUCCCAUAUGGUUAAACAAUAUCACUUGUUCUGGGGAAGAAAAAAAAUAUCCAGUUGUUCCCAUGGGGGAUGGGGGAAUCAUGAUUGCCGGAGCUACACUGACGUUGGACUGGAAUGUAGCAAUAGAGUUCUUACAGCGACUACUUGGCCAGUAAGGUUACAAGGGCCAUUGAGUGCGAAUGGAACAGGUCGUGUUGAAAUACUGUACAACAGAGAAUGGGGAAGAAUAUGUGAAUAUGGCCAGUGGGGUAUAAAAAAUGCCAGGGUUGUCUGCCGUCAGCUGGGAUAUCCUGAUGCAGUCCAAGCUCUUCUAAAGAGUCAGGUUCCACGAGGUUCUGGACGCAUUUGGUUAUCUUCAGCCACUUGUACUGGAGACGAACAAAAUAUAACAAGCUGUCCUCAUUUCGGAUGGGGAAGAACUUUUUGCGGGAAUUCUGACGAUGUUGGAGUCGAAUGUAGUAAAACAGUUAUUUCAGAUAAACCGGUUCCAGUCAGGUUACAGGGGCCAUUAAGUGCAUAUGGAACAGGUCGUGUUGAGGUAUUUUACGCUGGACGAUGGGGAACAAUCUGUAAUUAUGGAUGGGAUCUAAGAGACGCUAGGGUUGUAUGUCGUCAACUUGGUUAUUCGGAUGCUAUCAAUCAUCGUGGAGAAAGAAGGGCUCCUGUUGGUUCUGGCCCCAUUUGGUUAAGUGAUGUUGCUUGUAAUGGAACCGAGCAAUACUUGACCAACUGUUCUCAUGCUGAUUGGGGAAGCGGAACUAGAUUUUGCAGACAUGAUUACGACGUUGUAGUAUAUUGUAUUUCAGUUGAUCCAGGUAGACCUGGGUCCCUCAGGUUACAGGGACCACAAAGUGCCAAUGGAACAGGUCGAGUUGAAGUACUCCACGAUGGACAAUGGGGAAAAAUUUGUAGUCAUGCAUGGGACAUAGAAGAAGCAAGGGUAGCUUGUCGUCAACUUGGUUAUCCAGAUGCUGUUAGAGUUCUUCCCUGGUACAUUGUACCUUCUGGUUCUAGUCGUGUAUGGUUGGAGAAGGUCUUUUGUACCGGAAGCGAACAAGACAUAAAUGGUUGUGCUCAUUCCGGAUGGGGAAAUAGUAAUUGUGUGCAUUUUGAUGUCGCUGGGAUAGAAUGCAAUACAUCAGUCGAUUUCUACGUUGCAGUUUUACUGUUAAACAAGUAUCAUAGUAAAGUACUCGUAACCACAGAUAUAUCCGGUAAACAAGAAUAUUUCGAACUUGAACCGAGUAAAACAGUGGUCAAGAGUGAAAAAUUGAAGACUUCGAAAUCGUUAGCAGUUAGUGCGGUCGAUGCUGGUACGAAUCAAACGGUUAUCAUCAACGGCCAGUCUGUUGUUUAUGUAAAGCCGACUAUCAAGGAAAAGAUUUCUUUGACCGUUCUCCACAUCCAAGCACCAUAAUCCUGGAUUGAUCGUAGAAUCGCGAGAACGUCAACAACUCCGCGAACCAAUGCACAACACAAUAUUGAUUAU
This is a messenger RNA of Dendronephthya gigantea, 7978 nucleotides long. Its product is annotated as deleted in malignant brain tumors 1 protein-like. Lineage: Eukaryota; Metazoa; Cnidaria; Anthozoa; Malacalcyonacea; Nephtheidae. Bases 180 to 6644 code for a protein of 2154 amino acids. The record is from RefSeq and is a predicted model, not a curated record. Gene Ontology annotation, cellular component: membrane. The transcript has 25 exons.